ACUUGAAGCGAGCCGUAUAUUAGCUUUAAAAUGGAAUUUGAUUCAUUUUCUGAAUUUUAUGAACAGUUAAAUGCGUACUACGUAGACAAGCCUGGGAAAAAGCCACCUACCAAAAUUGACGUUCAAUUAAUGAUUGAAGACAUUUUAGCAGCAAAAGUAAAAAUGUAAGUAAUCGUUAAAAUAUACAAAAUAUUAGUAAAUAAAAAUUAUAUAUUAAGACACUUCAAAUAAAAUUAUUACAAUCAGCCAUCAGGGCUUGUCUUGUCAAACACGUAACAUAGCAAAUUUACGCUCAGCAGUUCACGUUUUAUUCCGUAUUCAUUGUACCUAUUUAAUCUAUUUUUUUUGUUUAAAAUCAUUGUACUAUCAUUGUAUUUAGGGCAGUCAAACCAGAAUUCCUGAUUUAAAAAUCGGUGAUUGCGUCUUAAUAACAGUGCCUAAAGUCGAUCGAGGACCGUCAGAUCUCGCCAAUGUAAUUGCAGUUANUUACGAUCAGCCAUCAGGGCUUGUCUUACAAACACGUAACAUAGCAAAUUUACGCGCAGCAGUUCACGUUUUAUUCCGUUGGAUUAAAAAUUAGAUAAUAAAUAUUUAAAUAAUAUUAUUGAAUAUUUACAUUAAAUAUUUGUAUAUAAUUUGAAAUUUACAUUAUUUUAUAGUGGUAAAAAAAAGAGGCGAGAUUAUUAUCUCAUCAAAACAUGAAAAUAAAAUAUAAUGUAAUGAUAAAGUAUAUGUCCGUUUCAUGAGCUAAAUUUUGACUUACACGUUAUGAUCGUAGUUCAUGAAAUGAACAUCCAUUUCAUGAAAAAUACGAUUACACUAAGUGGAUACGACAUAUAUACAUUCCUCCUUCCUUAUAAGAUGAGUCUAGGUACGGCACUGUUAUCUAACAUCAAUUGUUUAUUUUAAUGUAAUAAUAUAGGUAUGUUAUUAGUAAUGAGUGUUUAUCGAUAUUAUUGAACUUUGACAUUCGUACGUACACUAUUGGGUUUGUUGAUAGCGAACAUAAUACAAGACUGAAUAGUUACUUAUUACGUUCAUAAUAAUAAGUUGUUCCUAUGUUUAAUUAAAAAAAAUACUAUACAACAAUUUUCAAUGAAAAAUGAUUGUUUGAUAUAUAAAUGAUACUUACCUAAUAUCUAAUGCAACAACAGUAAAUUUUAGAAUUUAUUUUUCUAGUUAAUUAUGUCUCCAUCAAUGUCGUUAUAUAAAUUGAACAAACGAAUCGUUUUCAAGCAAUGUGUAUCAAGUAAGUGUCGAAAUAUCUAUUUAAUUUUUCGCAAUUUUCCCCAUUCUUAUAGCGGUUCACUUUUUCAGUACGAUCGUAUGCAAGCGAUGUGAAAAAUACUAGUUUAAAUGCGUUUCACCGUAGAAAUGGAGGCAAAAUGGUGCCGUUCGCCGGUUAUCUCAUGGCUGUGAAAUAUACCGACAGUAUAACGUCUUCUCAUUUACACACUCGUAAGGCGUGUUCUCUGUUUGAUGUCUCACAUAUGUUGCAGACGAAAAUUUACGGUAAACACAAAGAACAAUUCAUGGAGCAGGUUUGCGUUACGGACGUACAAAGUGAGUUCAGAAAAUCAUUUUUUUUUUUACGAAUUUUCCUGAAAAUGUAGGUUAUUGUGCUGAAUAUUUAUUUUUUUCCCGUUAUGCUUUUAGCGGUUUAAUCAUGGAUUUCAAAAUUUGGGACAACCAAAAGUUGGGUUAAAUAUAAAUAUGAAUUUCACACUGAAUGUUGCAGUGGUGGGUGAAUGAUAUUUUUUUAGUUUUGAACAUCCCUACAGUUUCUCCCGAAUGAAGUCCGAAGGGUAAAAUUUUGUAUAUUAUAAAUGACGUUAAUACACGUAUAGAGAAUUUUUGGGGGUUUAAAUUUCCAACCAUUCCAAAAAUUCCUACCAUUAUUUUGCUCAAAAUUUUCAUUAUUGUUUAUUUGUAUUAUUUUUAAUAUUAUAGGUACGUAGUCUUAUUAUAGUACUUAUUCGGUCGUUUAUUAUUUUACAAAAAAUAUUUAUAUAAUACGAAAUAGGUAUUGAACACUAGUGACGAAGGUGUUUUUUUAUUUUUUAAUAUAACUAUUAAGUAUAAUAUAUAAUAUACCUGUAUCAAUUUUUUUACAGAUUUGGAGGAGGGUAAGAGCGCAUUAAGUUUGUUUGUGGACGAUGAGACGGGCGGGAUAUUAGACGAUCUGAUAAUAACCAAGACGAAUCAGGAUUAUUUAUACAUGGUGACCAAUGCCGGUUGCAAGGAACAGGAUAUGAAAUUGUUAACGGAACAAUCAGUAAGUAUAAUACAACGAUAAAUACGUAAAAAGAAAAAAAAAAAGUCAUUUUAUACUAUUAUGGUUAUCGAAAUUAUUUAUUAAUUUUUUCUAGAAUAGUUUUAAAUCGAGUGGCCACGAUGUAAGCUUAGAGUUUUUGGACAGCGACACGCAAUCUCUUUUAGCGUUACAAGGCCCCAGUUCUAUGCGUGUUCUGCAGACGUUCGUUUCUAUUGAUUUGUCGAAACUUUACUUUAUGGAUUCCGUGGAGGCUACGAUCUGCGGUGUGUCCAAUUGCCGGAUAAAUCGAUGCGGUUAUACCGGCGAGGACGGUUUCGAAUUAUCAGUGCCGUCCAAAUGGGUGGAAAUGGUCGCGGAAUCGCUCAUCACUACUGAUUCAGUAAAAUUGGCCGGGCUGGGGGCCAGAGACACAUUAAGGUUGUUGUCGAGUUUUAUUCAAAUACAACAUUGUAUACUAAAUAUUAUAUAGAAAAUUAUUGUAUGUUUUUGUUUUUUGUUUCCAGGUUAGAAGCUGGAAUGUGUUUGUACGGAUCCGAUAUAAACAGUCAGACGACUCCGGUAGAAUCUGCUUUAACGUGGACUAUAAGUAAAUCGCAUAUUCCAUUUGAAUUUUUCGAAAUUGUAUACAAUGCAUUCCGUUCAUACUAUAUGUCGAUGGAAAACAAUUACACUAUACGAGUAUAUUAAUUUGUUUGCUUCUUUUUUCAGGUCGUAAACGAAGAGACGAACGGCGGUUUCCCGGAGCUUCUGUAAUUUUAAAGCAGCUCAGCGAAGGGGUUCAACGCAAACGAGUAGGAUUCGUUCAAAAAGAAAACAGCGCGCCGGUCAGAGGAGGUGCAGUUAUAUUUAACAAAGACGGCGAGAAAAUCGGAUCAGUAACUAGUGGAUGUCCGUCGCCAACAUUGUCGCAGAAUAUAUCCAUGGGCUAUGUGGAUAGUAAAUAUGCCAAAAUAGGAACGGAAAUAAAAGCGAUGGUUCGAGGACAAAACGUACCAAUGGUUGUCACGAAAAUGCCAUUUGUAAAACCGAAUUAUUACACCAAACCUAAACAAUAAAAUCAGUCUUUUAUUAAAAUUUAAUAUUAUAAAGUUUUACAUACGGUUUUUUUUUCAUUUUAUUAGAUUAUUACAGAAAAAUAUGUACUACGUUGAAGUUGACGAAUUACUUGGUCUGAAAAACGAAAUAAACAAUAAAUUAAACACAAUUUUUCAGUAGCG
This is a messenger RNA of Cinara cedri, 3492 nucleotides long. The record is from the annotation of a GenBank genome assembly. Lineage: Eukaryota; Metazoa; Arthropoda; Insecta; Hemiptera; Aphididae.